Messenger RNA from Funneliformis mosseae, 1275 nucleotides. The record is from the annotation of a GenBank genome assembly. Lineage: Eukaryota; Fungi; Glomeromycota; Glomeromycetes; Glomerales; Glomeraceae.
AUGACAAAGAAACGGAAAGGAGGAAAACAUGAAAAUUAUGAAGCUGAACAAAUUGAAGAACUUCCUACAAAAGUUAAUGGGCUUGAAAAGUCACAGGAUAUCUCAAAAGAUGGUUUACUUGCUUCACAACCAUCAACAAAAAAAUGGAAAAAUAUGGCAGUUCGAUCAAUCUGGACAUUUGUCAUGAUAUUCGGGUUUUUUGCCAUUUUGGCUUUAGGAACUUUAUGGGUCAUUCUUCUUGUGUGCGUGAUUCAAACGCUGGUAUAUAAAGAAGUGAUUGCAAUUGCGCACGUACCAAGCAAAGAGAAGAAAUUGCCAUGGUUCAAGACACUUAAUUGGUACUUUUUAAUCAGCACAAAUUACUUCCUUUAUGGAGAAUCGAUAAUUUACUAUUUCAAAGAAAUAGUUUUGGUUGAUGCUUUCCUACUUCCUUUUGCAACACAUCAUCGAUUUAUUUCAUUUACCUUAUAUUGUAUAGGGUUCGUGCUCUUUGUCGGAAAUCUUAAGAGAGGACAUUAUAAAUUUCAAUUCACGCAAUUCGCGUGGACGCAUAUGACACUAUUGAUUGUUUUUUCUAAUUUUAUUAGGUUCAUACUGCCUGUGUCUCUGGUAAUAUGUAAUGACAUCUUUGCAUAUAUGUGUGGAUUUUUCUGGGGUAAAACACCUUUGAUCAAAUUGAGUCCCAAGAAGACAUGGGAAGGAUUCGUAGGUGCCUGGAUUUGCACGAUAAUUUUCGGAUUUUUUUGGUCUUCCUUAUUAAGUCGUUGGGAUUACAUCAUCUGUCCUGCUCAGGAUCUAACAACCACGGCAUUUUCGGGAAAAUUAACGUGUGCUCCCAAUCCAGUGUUUAUUCCUCAGAGAUAUGAUUUAAAUCCUUGGUUAACUAGUUUAUUCAGGCGAAUUACAUUUGCAGAUAUCCGAUCAGUUGGUAUCGCGCCACUCCAGUGGCACGUCUUGGUCAUGGCCUGUUUCGCUUCUCUGAUCGCACCAUUUGGUGGUUUCUUUGCGAGCGGUGUUAAGAGGGCAUUCAAGAUCAAAGAUUUCGGAGAUUCUAUUCCUGGACAUGGAGGUAUCACAGAUCGUAUGGAUUGUCAAUUUCUUAUGGGGUUGUUUUCACACAUGUAUUAUCAAAGUUUUAUCAAGACAUCAUCUUUUACAGUUGGAUCAGUUCUUGAAGCAAUCAUUUCACUUGAUACACCAGAUCAAAUGUAUCUUUAUGAAAAAUUAAAACAAUACUUAAUAAGUCAAGAUUUAUUGAAAGAGGAUCAAGAUUAA